AGAGAUGCGGUCGGGCCGAGGUAUGAGAUCGAGGUCGCGACGGGGAGGGUACGCUACGUACCCGAAGGCUCGGACGCUCGGCCCCCAGUCCACCUUCCACAAAGAAACGGUCUGCUUGUAGUCGCGAGCGCGAUAGCCUCUACGCUACCGAUGGCCUUGUGUGCGAUCCUCUUGACGGCGCUCUUCGCGGCGCCCAUCGCGGCGUACCGGGACAUCUCCGACACGCAUGGGUCGCUGGCCGCCGCGAUACAGAACGGGUCCGAAGAGUCCGGGACCUCACCCGCGACUUUGACCGCUGAGAACCGCGAAGAGCCGGGCACCUUGCCCGCGACUGCGCCCGCUGAGAAACACGACGAGCCCAGGAUCUUGCCGGCGACGCUGCCCGCCGAGAAGCUGAACGUGUCCGGAGGUCCCGGGACCCUGCCCGCCACCGCUGCGGCCGGGACGCAGGAGCUGCCGAAGGCAGACGCCCUCCGCGAGCUCCUUGACGAAAACAGCGGCCCAGUUGCCGCGUCGAUGAAGGCGGCCGACGAGUCGGCCGCGACGCUGCUGGACUCUGCCAGGCAGUGGAAGAGCGCGGGCGAGGACAUCAAGAGGGAGUUCGAGGUGUCGGUGAAGACGCAGGUCGACGAGACUGGCAAGACACUCGAGGAAGAGCACGGCGGCGUCAAGCAGGAGGCCGACGAGAAGCCGAAGAGGGUGUUGGAGGAGCUGAGGCAGAAGCACGCGGCGAGCUCGCCGAGCGGAGCCGGCAGUCACAACGGCUCCGUAGGCGAGGAGUGA
Messenger RNA from Prorocentrum cordatum, 783 nucleotides. The record is from the annotation of a GenBank genome assembly. NCBI's taxonomy places the organism in Eukaryota, Dinophyceae, Prorocentrales, Prorocentraceae.